AACAUUAUUGGGCGAACAAGAAACUGAUGAAAUCCAGGAGAGGCUGCGUUACAUGCAUAAACUCCCCGGGGCCUUCGAAACGAACGAAGGAACGGUCUUGCAAUUACGCGUUGACGCAAUAGUGCGAGGGGCACACCACGCGCUUCGGGUUCUCGCUUUCUCUCAUCUUCCGAACGAUCGAGCGACUGGAACGUUGGAUUUAUCGAACGGAGACGGAACGAAGGACCUUGAUCCUUCCCCACGACACCGAUCUUCUCACCGUUUUCCCUUCCUUUCUCCGUUAUUAUUUCUUUUUUCUUCCUCGCUCGUCAUUCAAAGCGCGCAAUGAUGGACGUCGUUCGGUUUUUCUCCAAGCUAUGAACGUGUUACAUAAGGCGGGGUUAACAACAAAAUUCUCGGUUUCCACAGCCCGGUGAACCGCGUCGAAUCGCCGGGGUAUGCGUACGGAUAUGCGCAAACGUGCUCGUUUCUGUGGUCGUGCGCGACUCGUAGCGUUCGCCGUAGAAGAAAAAACGGACCCGCUGCAAAACCGCAUAGACGGCGCUUCCGGAGAAUAUGUUUUACGUCUUGUUUGCGGCUGUGUCUAUUUUUCUGGAAAGAAAAAUAGGCGAGCGAGUGUCCUCGACUUCUCGCGAUCCAGAUGCACGAGAUGGAUCAGGCGGGUCGCGGGACACGGGCCUGAUUGUCUGUUCAUCGCAAACGGGGCACAGGCAGCACACGUAACAGGCACGCCAAACGUGUACCGGAUGGAUCGCUCCGUGUUCCAAGUAUUACAAGAGCGAUCUCCUGCGUGUCAAGACUGCCGAUGCGGCAAGAGGCCGUGCGCGGGGCACACGGCCUCUUCUUCGUGUGUCACCUUCGCCAGGAACGCCAGGGUGUGGCGCCAGAACCCGAAGAACGACCUUAGACACGACCUCGUCUGAGACUAACAAAAGCUGUGUCGCACCUUCGGUUUCGGCAGCUGAAUAAGUAUCCUGCAUG
Messenger RNA from Mycetomoellerius zeteki, 981 nucleotides. RefSeq lists its product as uncharacterized. The coding region runs from base 438 to 923 and encodes 161 amino acids. The record is from RefSeq and is a predicted model, not a curated record. The transcript has 2 exons. Lineage: Eukaryota; Metazoa; Arthropoda; Insecta; Hymenoptera; Formicidae.